AUGACCACCUCAAUCACACCAAACGACCACUUCCCAUUCAACGGAGCAGCCGGGGAUCUGGUGUCAAACCCAGGUACAAACCCUACAAGUUUAUCUCCCUUCGCCGAAACCGUUAGAAUUCUUAGAAAGAAGAGAAACCGAUCCUUCCACCUUGCGCUUUUGAAACGGAAUACAGAUUACAAUGCAACGAAGAAGGAAUCUAUGCUUGGGCGUUUCCAGAAUCUAGAUUUCCAUCACAAUGCAGUCCAUGCUCAAAGCAAGGAGAUUGCACUCGUUGCGAACUAUGGCUUGACUGACAAGCAACAGCGAGACCUAUAUGAUGGCCUUGGCUACACCGGCCUUCAUCGGUUCCUAGAAGAGCCAGACAACGCGAUUUUUAGCUUAUCCCCAGUUGGAUCCAACGCCGAAAGUCCGAUCAAUCCCUCCGAGCCAGAAGCCGUUGAAGUGGCUCCACAAACCUCCUCCAGGUUUGAGGUGGGGGUCGAAAAUGUCUGCGUGGCCACUCGAAAGCUGAGCAAGGGUGCAAGCUUCGUUGUGGUUGGGAAAAUACUCGAGUUCUAG
Messenger RNA from Morchella importuna, 561 nucleotides. RefSeq lists its product as uncharacterized. The transcript has 2 exons. The record is from RefSeq and is a predicted model, not a curated record. The coding region runs from base 1 to 561 and encodes 186 amino acids. Lineage: Eukaryota; Fungi; Ascomycota; Pezizomycetes; Pezizales; Morchellaceae.